Bufo gargarizans (Asiatic toad) is the source of this 2014-nucleotide messenger RNA. It is a transcript of the gene KLHL41, whose product is annotated as kelch like family member 41. The record is from RefSeq and is a predicted model, not a curated record. Lineage: Eukaryota; Metazoa; Chordata; Amphibia; Anura; Bufonidae. The transcript has 6 exons. The coding region runs from base 93 to 1892 and encodes 599 amino acids. Gene Ontology annotation, molecular function: protein binding.
CAGCCUUUUUACUGCUUGACUUGGGAGCUGACAACAGCUAAGGCCUUUCUGCUCUCUCCCUCAAACCCUGUGCUCUUCAAGCAAGAGAAAAAAUGGAUCCCACCAAGGAACUAAAAGAAGAACUUCGGCUUUAUCAAUCUACUCUUCUACAGGAUGGACUGAAAGAACUUCUAGAUGAAAAUAAAUUUGUCGAUUGCUUCCUGAAAGCUGGAGACAAAAGUCUACCUUGUCACAGGCUGAUCCUUGCAGCCUGUAGUCCUUAUUUCCGGGAGUUCUUCUUGUCUGAGGAAAGCGAAGAGAAGAAGAAAAACGUGGAGCUGGACAACGUUGACCCAGCUGUGAUGGAAGCCAUUCUUAAGUACCUCUACUCUGCCGAUAUUGACCUUAAUGAUGGAAAUGUCCAGGAUAUUUUUGCAUUGGCCAGUCGUUUCCAGAUCCCAUCCGUCUUCACCGUAUGUGUCACCUACCUCCAGAGGCGCCUCUCAACCGCGAAUUGCCUGGCUAUCUUCAGGUUAGGCCUACUUCUGGACUGUCCACGUCUUGCAGUCACUGCACGCGAUUAUGUGUGUGAUCGGUUCAACCAUAUAUGUAGCGAAGAUGACUUUCUGCAGCUCGCUCCACACGAACUGAUCGCUGUCAUUUCUAGCGACGCCGUAAAUGUUGAAAAAGAAGAAACUGUGUUUGAGGCCGUGAUGAAAUGGGCCAAGACGGAUAAGGAGAACAAAGUGAAGACCCUGGCAGAUGUCUUUGACUGCAUAAGAUUUCGUCUUAUGACCGAAAAAUAUUUCAAGGAUCGUGUCGAAAAGGAGGAGCUGUUUAAAGAUCCUGAAAUCCAGAAGAAGAUUAAGGUCAUUAAAGAUGCCUUCGGAGGCAAACUGCCUGAACCACCCAAAGAUAAGGCAGGCGAUAGUGAUGUUGGGGAUGAAGACUUACUUCCCGGAUAUCUGAAUGACAUUCCUAGACAUGGCAUGUUUGUCAAAGAUCUUGUCAUAAUGAUCAGCGACACAGCUACAGUGGCUUAUGAUCCAGUAGAAAACGAAUGCUACUUGGUAGCUCUGUCCGAGCAGAUUCCAAGAAAUCAUUCCAGUAUAGUCACCAAAUCGAAGCAAGUGUAUGUCAUUGGCGGGCUGUAUGUGGAUGAAGAAAGCAAGGAUAGCCCUUUAAAGUCCUACUUCUUCGAGCUGGACAGCAUUGGUGGGGAAUGGAUUGGGCUACCACCACUUCUGUCAGCCAGAUGUCUUUUUGGCCUGGGUGAAGCCGACAACUGUAUCUAUGCCAUUGCUGGCAAAGACCUGCAGUCUGAGGAGUCGCUUGAUACAGUCUUUGCUUAUGAUGUUAAAUCAGUAGCUUGGAACGAAGCAAAGAAACUUCCUGUCAAGGUUUAUGGACAUUCUGUAGCGUCACACAAUGGACUCGUCUAUUGUGUUGGAGGAAAAACAGAUGACAAGAAAUGUACUGGAAGAAUGUUUGUAUUCAAUCCCAAAAAAGGCGACUGGAAAGAUCUUCCUCCAAUGAGAACAGCUCGCUCAAUGUUUGGUAUUGCUGUGCAUAAAGACAAGAUCUUUGUCGCUGGUGGUGUUACAGAGGAAGGACUGACCGCAUCAGUGGAAGCCUAUGAUAUUGCCACAAACAAAUGGGAAACGAUACCAGAAUUCCCACAAGAAAGAAGUUCCAUCAACUUGGUUACUUCAGCUGGAUCUCUGUAUGCUAUUGGAGGGUUUGCAAUGGUUCAGCUGGAAACAAAGGAAUUUGCACCUUCAGAGCUCACAGACAUAUGGAAAUUUGAGGAUGACAAGAAGGAAUGGAGUGGGAUGCUGAAGGAAAUCCGAUACGCCUCAGGAGCCACCUGCCUGGACUCUCGCCUUAAUCUAUUUAAGCUGACAAAGCUGUAAGACUAGAAUACGUGGCUGAUGAUGAAAGUGUUACCAUAUUUUUGUUCGCUACUAAUUGUUUUAAACUAAAGAAAGGUUGUACAUACAUUUAUAGUUAAAUUAAUAAAGUUUUGGAAACCAGA